CUUAAUAUUUAAAAAGCCGACGAUAAAGAGUAAAAUAUUUCAGUGUACAUUAAGAAGCCGAUCCACUAAGUAAUAAUUUAAAUAACCACAAUGAGUGCUUGGGAAAAUAAUGAAGAAAUUAAAAUUUUUCGCGAAUAUUUACGCAUUCCCAGUGUUCAUCCAAAUGUUGAUUAUGAACCAUGCGUUGCAUUCCUCAAGAAACAAGCUACAGAUCUAGGGCUUCCAAUAACCAUCUAUUAUCCCGCCAAAAAGACUUUACCCAUUGUCGUUAUAACAUGGCAGGGUAGCCAACCACAAUUGCCUUCUGUGGUAUUAAACUCCCACAUGGACGUUGUGCCUGUAUUUGCUGACAAAUGGAAACAUCAACCCUUCGGCGCUGAAAUGGAUGAAGAGGGACGCAUAUUCGCUCGUGGAGCACAAGAUAUGAAAUGUGUUGGUAUGCAAUAUUUGGCAGCCAUACGUGCCUUGAAAAAGAGUGGUGCCACUAUGAAGAGAACCGUACAUGUAAUGUUUGUACCAGAUGAGGAAAUUGGUGGACAUUUGGGUAUGGAAGCUUUUGUUAAGACUGAUGACUUUAAAAAACUAAAUGUUGGAUUCUCUUUGGAUGAGGGUAUUGCUUCCGAAAAUGAUGUCUUCAAAGUAUAUUAUGCUGAAAGAUCUAUAUGGCAAAUCCACUUUAAAAUUUCUGGACAAGCUGGUCAUGGUUCGUUGCUGUUAAAGAAUACUGUGGGUGAAAAGUUGCAUUAUAUCCUAAACAAAAUGAUGGCAUUUAGAGAACAUGAAGCGAAACGUUUGGAAAGUGAUCCUAAUUUAACUAUUGGAGAUGUAACCACUGUCAAUUUAACUACUUUAAGUGGUGGUGUUCAAAGUAAUGUUAUUCCACCAUUCAUGCAAAUGGGCUUUGAUAUAAGACUUGCCAUUACCGUAGAUCAUGCUGAAUUUGAAAAACAAGUUCGCCAAUGGUGUGUCGAAGCUGGCGGUGAUAUUGAAUUAGAAUUCGAACAAAAGGAACCUAAAGUUGAGCCCACUAAAAUAGACAACUCAAAUCCCUACUGGGUGGCAUUCCACAAUUGUCUUGUUAAAGAUUUAGGUUUAAAACUUACCACAUUGGUCUUCCCCGGUGGCACUGACAGUCGUCAUACCCGUCAUGUUGGUGUUCCUGCCAUUGGUUUCUCUCCCAUGAAUAACACCCCUGUCUUGUUACACGAUCACGAUGAAUUCUUAAAGGCUGAUACGUAUUUGAAAGGUAUUGAGAUCUAUAAGAAACUUAUACCUGCCGUCUUGAAUGCCUAAAUUGGAUUUGCCUUGUUAUGUUGUUGUUUAUGGAUUGUGAAAAAAUGUGAAUAAAUUUAAUAUAAAUUUAUGGUCAAUUGUUUUUAAAACUUAUCUCAAUUUUGAAUAAAAAAUAUUAAAAUUUUUACUCAAAUAAAA
Lucilia cuprina (Australian sheep blowfly) is the source of this 1431-nucleotide messenger RNA. RefSeq names its product aminoacylase-1-like. The coding region runs from base 91 to 1293 and encodes 400 amino acids. Gene Ontology annotation, molecular function: aminoacylase activity. Gene Ontology annotation, cellular component: cytoplasm. The record is from RefSeq and is a predicted model, not a curated record. NCBI's taxonomy places the organism in Eukaryota, Metazoa, Arthropoda, Insecta, Diptera, Calliphoridae. Gene Ontology annotation, biological process: amino acid metabolic process. The transcript is spliced from 7 exons.